GCCUUGAACCCUGGAUGGAAUAGAGCAAUGAACAAUGAAAUUGAUUCUCUUGAGAAGAACAACACCUGGGGUGUGGUUUCUCUUCCUCCACAGAAGAAACCACUUGGAAACAAAUGGAUAUUCAAGUAAAAAUUCCUUUAUGAUGGUCAACUUGAAAGAGAGAAGGCCAGAAUUGUAGCUAAAGGCUACAACCAACAGGAGGGUGUCAAUUAUGAAGACACAUUUGCUCCUGUGGUCGAAAUGACCACUUUGACGCUCUUCUUGGCCAUUGCAGUUGUUAGAUCUUGGAAUGUUCACCAACUGGAUGUGAAAUCUGCCUUCUUACAUGGUGAUAUUACUAAAGAAGUCUACAUGAAGUUUCCCAAACGUUAUGCACCUCCUCUUCACAUCCCAAACACAGUUUAUGGACUAAAGAAGUCCCUCUAUGGCCUCAAACAAGCAUCUCGACAGUGGUUCUCAAAUCAUACCGAUUCUCUUACUACACAGGGUUAUGUUUCUAGUCAAGUAGACCACUCCUUAUUCUACAAGACAGUGGACACGAACUACACUUGUGUUCUGAUGUAUGUCGAUGACCUUGUACUAGGUGGCAAUGAUCUCACAAAGAUAAACCACCUCAAACAACUCUUUUAUUCUUCAUUCAGCAUCAAGGACAUGGGUCCUCUAAAGUUUUUCUUCGGUAUUGAGAUAGCUACAAACUCCUCAGGAAUUCAUCUCUCACAAUAUACACUGGAGAUAUUGGAAAAAGUAGAAUUCUUGCUUUCUAAACCUGUCACAACUCCAAUGGAUUACAAGAUCCACCUCACUUCACAACAUUCUGAUCCUUACCCUGCACCAAAUUUCUACAAAAGACUCCUUGAGAACUCAUAUACCUCACCACUACCAGACCAGACAUUAGCUUUGCCACUCAACAAGUAAGUCAAUACAUGUCACAUCCAAGCAAUAUCCACUACCAAGUAGCCACCAGAAUCCUCAGAUAUCUCAAGUAUGCUCCUUCCACUGGUAUGUUCUUCCCAUCUUCUUGCUCUCUUCAUCUUAAAGCUUUUAGUGACUCUGAUUGGGCUGCCUGCAUGGAUACUCGCUGAUCUGUCACUGGUUAUUGUGUAUAACUGGGCAACGCAUUGGUUUCAUGGAAAAGAAAGAAAUAAUAGGCCAUUUCCAAGUCGUCUUGUGAAGCUGAAUACAUGGCUUCUCUUUCUUCUACAAGACUUCCAAGUUAGUCAUCCUUAUCUUGCAAUUCUCUACUGCGACAACCAAACUGGAAUUCACAUUGUAGAAAAUCCAAUCUUCAAUGAAUGGACCAUACACAU
This is a messenger RNA of Linum trigynum, 1307 nucleotides long. NCBI's taxonomy places the organism in Eukaryota, Viridiplantae, Streptophyta, Magnoliopsida, Malpighiales, Linaceae. The record is from the annotation of a GenBank genome assembly.